Molecule: messenger RNA, 2392 nt
Organism: Condylostylus longicornis
Lineage: Eukaryota; Metazoa; Arthropoda; Insecta; Diptera; Dolichopodidae
Product: kelch-like protein 26
Exons: 3
Coding region: 318-2204 (628 amino acids)
Molecular function (GO): protein binding
Source: RefSeq, a predicted model, not a curated record
UGCUUUGUUUUUCGUUUUUAUUUCUAUUUUAUGAUGUUGGCUUUCUUUUAAACAAUUGCAAUUAAAACAAAAAGCGAUUUUUAUUGAAACCUGUAGAUUUUGUAAAGGUUGUCGGUCAAGCAGAAAUUAAAUAACGAUAAUAUUAGGAUGAUAUACAUGAUUUUUCUUGUAAAAGAAAUAAGUAUGUAAGAAUAAAAUUCUUAAAAAUCCAGGUUGCAGAUUGUUACAAUUGACCUACUUAAAAAAUUAUAAAAGACAGCUAAAAAAAUUGAAAUUUUUCAUGUAUUAAAAUUAUCGUAAGAGUAAAUUUGCCUAUUAUGACCGAAAUGUGCGAGGUUGCUUCCACACCUGAAAACUACACAUUUGAAUUAUCUUCUCACGCUAAUUCAAUACUAUCAGGUUUAAAUGAACUUCGUCUUUAUGAAAAACUUUUAGAUGUCACGCUAAUAGCUGAAGAUGCAGAAUUUAAGGUUCAUCGAGCUGUAAUGGCAGCAUGUUCAGAUUAUUUUCGAGCAAUGUUUACAGAUGCAAUGAAAGAAGCAAAUCAGGCAGAAAUUUGUUUAAAAGGUGUAACCGCACGUGGAAUCGAAUGUCUAAUUAACUACGCUUAUACUUCAAAAUUAAAAUUGGAUCGAAAUAAUGUUCAAGACAUACUUUCCGCAGCUAAUCACGUUCAAAUGAAUGCAGUUAUCGGUGCAUGUGCAAACUUUUUAGAAUCUCAAAUUGACUUAGAAAAUUGCGUUGAUAUAGCGACAAUCGCCGAAAUUUAUUCUUUAGAAAAGUUGAAACAAAAAACGUACAAAUAUAUUUGUUCGAGACUGAAAACUUUUUCUAAAACUAAUGAAAUCAAUCGCUUAACAUGGGAACAAUUUCUUUAUUUGCUAAGUUCUGAUUACCCUGUGGAUUGCCCAGAAGCAAAUAUUUUACAAAUUGUUAUUAAUUGGUGCAUAGCUCAAAACGUUGAUCAUGUUAUAAUACAAAAACUAAUCAAUAAAGUUCGUUUAGAUGAAAUAAAACAUUUUGAUCUCGAGAGUACUUUACGUUUAUUUCGUCCACAUUUUAGUGUGAAUCAGGAAAUAUAUUUUACAGUAUUGAAAAUAGUUGAACGUUCACAACCAAUAAAUAAAUUUAAUAUUUCGACAAAUAAUAGAUUACAACUAAAUAAUAAUACAAAUGAAACACAUGAGGAAAUUUUAACAAAUUCUAGAGGAAUGGAAUCAGCUUUAAUUAAAAUUGGGGGAUUUGGAGUAGACGGUAUAACAAAUAAAAUUACAUACUACUUACCUAGUCGCAAGAAAUGGCAUAACUUAACAGUAAUACCUCAUGUUGAACAAAGUAAUUAUGGCACUGCUGUUUUAGGGAACGAUUUAUACGUUGUUGGCGGAUGCUAUGACGUUUAUUUGAAAGAAUAUAUACAUCCAUUCGGUUUCCGAUAUUGCCCUAUUGCGAAUAAAUGGACAACAAUUGCUCCAAUGCAAAAUGAUCGUUGCAGAUUUUCAUUAAAUGCGAUUGGUUCAUGCUUGUAUGCUGUUGGUGGAGUCAGUGAUACAAAUGAAAGUGAUGAAGGUUGGAUUCAAGACAUACCAAUAUCGAAUUGUGAAAAGUAUAAUACAAACACAGAUACUUGGGAAUAUAUCGUUAAUUUGCCAGAAAAUCGAACUCAACAUGCGGGAGCAGUUUUAGGAUGCAAUCUUUACAUUUCAGGAGGAUUGGAUCGACAUAGAAUUUUGUCAUCGUUUUGGCGUUACAAUACCUUUUAUGAAAAAUGGGAAGAAUUACCUCCAAUGUUAGUGCCACGAACUGAUCAUAAUAUGCUUGCCAUCAAUAACAAAUUAUAUGUGUGUGGAGGGUGGUACGAAGAUCUUAUUAGUGAAACCCGUAGACUUGUACGAACUAUCGAUAGUUAUGACCCUGUACAAAGAACAUGGAUUGUUGAAACCGAAGUCCCAACACCAAAAUACCAUGCCGGUAUUGUUGCUGUUAAUAAUGUGAUAUAUAUUGUUGGAGGACUACAUUCUGACACAGUUUUUGAUCGGGCUUCUUCAGCAAUACAAUGCUUCAACAUUGAAACAAAAGAAUGGAGUCGUUUAGACGGAUACCCGGAAAGUGUUUGGGAAUGUAGUUGUGUUUCACUAUUCGUUCCAAAAUGUCGGGAGGAUUUGGAAGUUUUACCACAUAAAAAAGAGCCUCAUAGUGAUAAGUAAAUUUUUCCUUUUAAUUUAUCUUUAUUUAAGUCUUCGCAGAUUUAUCAGGGGAUAAGUGGUUCUCUUCGAACCACCCUUUGAGUUCCUUAGUUUUUAGACGAAAGAAUAUUUAUUAUUAUCCAUGACAAUAUACUUAUAUAAAAAUGUACAUAUACAUUUCGAAUAAAAAAAUUUACAAAAAAUUGAAA